Molecule: messenger RNA, 1445 nt
Organism: Sesamum indicum (sesame)
Lineage: Eukaryota; Viridiplantae; Streptophyta; Magnoliopsida; Lamiales; Pedaliaceae
Product: CA-responsive protein
Source: RefSeq, a predicted model, not a curated record
AUAAGUGAUAUAUAUUAUCAACCCCACCUGCACUGCAGCAAACCCAAAUCCAGUUUCAGUCUUUUGUUUUCUUUUCACCCACUAUAAAUUUAUCCGAAAUACACACAACACACAGUGAAAAGCACAAUCUUUCUUUUCCCAUGGCGGCCACCCCGGUUCUACUUCUAAUCACUCGUUCUUCUGAUAAUUCAUCGCCUACGGCUUCUUUCUUUCACAUUACAAUGCUGUCUUCUUAUACUUUCUUCAUUUUCCUUACUUUUUUGGUUCUCAUUUUCACCCUGUACGCAAUCUUGAAGAACAAUAACCACGGUACUCGGUGUAAAAAGGAAGAGAACUCCGUAAAAAUCCAGUCUUUGCCUGUAAAUGACGAUGAAAAGAUAGCCCCACAACAGAAGCAAGAAACUGGCUGCGGGACCGACCCGGAAAAUUUGGCCCGCUCAUUGCUUCUUGAGAUCUUGCCAUCGAGUUCGCCGAAAUGGGAUGAACUUUUUAGUAAAAGUGAAGAUUUUGAUGAUGACCCAGGUGAGAAGAGCGGGUCGGGUCAAGAAGAAAAGAAGAGGAAGAAGAAGCGAGCGAGGAAGAAGAGGCCCGGCCCAAAUGAAGAGGAGAGAAAGGAGAAGGAAGAGUUGGUGUGUUUGUAUCCAUUCACUAAGUCUUCUAGUGCUACUCAAAGGAAAAUCAAGCAGCAAUAUGAUCAACUUGUCAAGUCUCACGGAUCAAAUGGAUUGACUCUUGAUCAGGUUGGUCAAUUUGUUAACUGCUUGGUCGAGGCGAGAAACGAGCUGCAGAACAAGUCCGAGGUCAUCAAACGGCGAUUCACAAUUACCAAGGCCCUACUGUUUAAGGCAGACAGGUCAUCAUUUGACCGCCUCCGUCAACAGAUAUACAAGCUAGAACUAGAGCAAAAGAGAUUAGAAGAGGAUGCUUUUGUAUAUAAUUGGCUCCAAGAACAGCUUAAGGUCUCUCCAGCGUAUAAAAAGAUGCUAGAAAUUGGUGCUUGUGUGGAGAUGAAAGCAAAAUCCAGCAAUCUUGUGGAGAGUACAGAUGCUGAUUUUUCUGAUAUAUCUUUCGAAGAGCUACUGGCACAGGAGAAGAAGGACGCAUUUUGGCAGAGAAAUGGGAAACUUAAACCAUGCUCGGGUUGAGGGACUAGUAUUGGGGCUAAUUUUAUCUGAUUUACUAAUAACACCAUGUACAUCCAAAACCCAAAACCAUGCACUGUUGCAGAAAUUUUGCUGCUGCCUGUGCCUCUUUGUAUUGAUUUCAAAAAUGAAAUCAUGAGCGGUAACCUUUUGAUCCUUGAUAGUUUCUUAGUUCCUCUCUUGGACGCUAAUCGAUCAUGGAUAGUGCAAAAUAGAUAUUCUGUAUAUCAAGUUUUCUCUAGUACUGUGCUCAUCAUCACUAACUAUGUCUUAAUCUAAAACUGGGCUUUAGCUUUCUUUUUA